Molecule: messenger RNA, 4230 nt
Organism: Bombina bombina (fire-bellied toad)
Lineage: Eukaryota; Metazoa; Chordata; Amphibia; Anura; Bombinatoridae
Gene: SEC16B
Product: SEC16 homolog B, endoplasmic reticulum export factor
Exons: 28
Coding region: 490-3504 (1004 amino acids)
Biological process (GO): autophagy; COPII vesicle coat assembly; Golgi organization
Cellular component (GO): ER to Golgi transport vesicle membrane; endoplasmic reticulum exit site
Source: RefSeq, a predicted model, not a curated record
GCUGCCGAACAGGCGUCUGGUUGCUAUGACUACGUGAGUGACGUAGCGUAACCCCGGCGGGGAGGAGACACUUCCGGACGCUGUCGGCAGCGCCGUGCUCACACCUUGUCUGUUUUUGUGCGUAUAUAAGAGGGGCAGAUGCUGCCGAACAGGCCUCUGGUUGCUAUGACUACGUGAGUGACGUAGCGUAACCCCGGCGGGGAGGAGACACUUCCGGACGCUGUCGGCAGCGCCGUGCUCACACCUUGUCUGUUCUUGUGUGUAUAUAAGAGGGGUACAAUCUGGCUAUGUUUGUCAUUAUGCAGCUGUACUUUGAUCAGUGUUAUCGUCUGUUCAUAUACAAGGAGUUUGCAGUGAAUAGCGGAGCCCUGGACUUGUGAUUGAGCUGAUUCAUGUGGCAGAUGGACUUUGGUAGGGGUCUGUGAGACGAGUCUGGUCUUCUUAAUAAGGCCCAGCUCAGGGAAUUAAGGUAAAACAUUUUGGGAUAUAAUGGACCAUGGAGCCCCUCCUUGGCUCAGUCAACCUCAGACAAAGGAAACCAUAGAAAUGGACCCUUGGAGCAGAAUGCAUCUUCACCCUCCGCCUCAUCACUAUAGAAACAGCAACUAUGGCUACUACCAACAACCAUACCGAGCAGAUCCUCACCAAGCUUGGUCAGACCCCUGGCUGGAUUAUUAUUCUCAACAGCCCCCUAGGACACACCAUCAGAGAGAAUGGGGUCGUCCACCAUCAAGGGCUGAGAUUUAUCAAAGAACCGAAGUUCAACGUACAUUAUCUCGACAGGGAUAUGAUGAGAGAUAUGGAUAUUAUGAUGCAACCUCCAGGGAUUAUGCAUACCAAGUGCAUUAUCACAAUCGUCAGACUCCUGUGCCGGAUGAUUAUGAUCGGAUAAGAGCAACUCAGAGCUCACAGACACAGCAAUGGGUCCAUUCCCAGAGACGUUAUCCUGAGGACCAGGUGUCUACUAGCGACAAGCAGCCACGAACGGACGGCCAAAACUGGAAUCAGGGCUAUGAGAACAGUAGUGACCUGAUUUCCAACAGUGAACGGAAUGAAGAGGCAAUGGGAAAAUUAGAGCCUUUUUGUCCUGUGGAACCAAGUCUGCUUUCCCAAUACCGUGAUUCUGGUAUGUCCUCAAGCAGCUAUGAGCUAAGUCAGUACAUGCACGAUUCUACUGACUUCAUUGGUCAUGGUAGCUGGAGUAACAAGCCGUCUGAGGCUUCAGUGUGCACUCCUCAGCCUACUACCCCUAUGAAGUUUUCUCUUCCACACGUCUCGGUUUGCUUCGGAGCAAGAGGUCACCUGGUUAGGGUGUGCCCUAACUUCCCAGCUGAUGGACAGCCUGCCAUUGUGGAGAUACACAGCUUGGAGGUUAUUCUUAAUGAGACAGCAGAGCAGGAGGAAAUUAGGAAUUUUCCAGGCCCAGUACAGAGAGAAGAUUUACACAAAGUGGACAUUAUGAAUUUUUGUCAGCAAAAUAUAGAGCAGUGUUUGCGUUCAGGGAGCCCACAGAGGCGUGACGAUGCUCUGCUUUGGCAGAUGUUGCUGCAGAUGUGCCGACAGAAUGGGUGUAUUGCUGGGUCAGAUGUGGCUGAGCUCCUCCUCCAGAACUGCAAACGUGAUAGAUACCAAAGAGAACAACCCAAAACCAACCUCAUCAACCUGGAUAUGGAGCCACCACUGAUGAUGGACGUUGGACCAGUGGAUCUACUGACUGGGGAGAUGCCUUCUGCUGAAGAGACCUCUGCACAGGCGGUGGAGAAGUAUACCAGACUGUUGUUCUUUGGCCGUAAAAAAGCAACUCUUGAAUGGGCAAUGAAGCAUAAUCUAUGGGGACAUGCGUUUUUCCUUUCCAGUAAAAUGGACCCAAGGGCAUACAGCUGGGUUAUGACAAGGUUCACAAGUACCUUGGCCCAGAAUGACCCCUUGCAAACCCUCUUCCAACUCAUGGCUGGACGGACCCCACAGGCAUCUACAUGCAGCGGAGACACAAAGUGGGGGGACUGGAGGCCACAUCUGGCCGUUCUCCUCUCCAAUCAAACGGCAGAUUCGGAUCUAAAUCGACGUGCUAUUAUCACCAUGGGCGACAAUUUAGUUCUUAAAGGCUUCACAGAGGCCGGGCACUGCUGCUACCUGACAGCUGGUACACCCUUUGGCCAUUAUUAUGAGAAAUCAGACCGACUAGUUUUGCUGGGCAGCAGCCACAGUCAAACAUUUAAGAAAUUUGCUACCUCUCAAAGCAUCCAACGGACUGAAAUUUUGGAAUAUUGUCAAAGCCUGGGGAAACCCAAUCAUUGUAUCCCGUACUUCCAGGUAUAUAAAUUAUUAUACGCCACACGCUUGCUGGAUUACGGCCUGCCGUCCCUGGCUCUGCAUUACUGCGAGUGCAUCGCCGCUGCUGCUCUCACUCAGUCUCGAUCUCUGGUGCUGAUAACUGAGUUAAUCAAGUUAGCAGAACGUUUGAGGUUUUCUGACCCACGUCUUCUGGAUUUACCAGAGCUGAAGCAGCAUCAUGAACCAGAAUGGCUGUUGCAGCUACGUUCUUUACUGAGAGAAUUACAGGAGGAGACAGAUGCAGGUAAACAGCUCCCAGCCCAUUAUGCCAGCCCAAGGGACCAAACAGGAGGAACAGAGACACCUAUUUUACAAGAGGAACACCAAUGUCCACAAGAGGAUUACUGUGUAUUAGAAGAGCAAACUGUGCAGAAGAGUGUAGAACAAGGAACCGCUUGGACAACUGAGUAUACCCAGCAACUGCCUGUAGCCGUUCAGGGUGACAAUAACAGUCAAUGGGCACCAUCAGAGCCACCGCCAAACUCUGCAGUGCCCUCCAGUGGUCACAUCUAUGAAGAUCAGCAAAUCAAUGGUCCUCCACCAGAAUGCACCUUGAUGGAAGGGUCCACAGAGCCCUAUCCCAUAACAAGCUUUGGCAACACUGACCAUUCAAAGCAGUCACUUAUAACUAGAAGAAUCAGGACGGUCUCAGAGACUUCCAGCAUCUCAGUGGAAGAAGAUGAGGAGGAAAGCGAAGAACCAUCAGCAACAGAAUCUAAUAAAAACAAGGGCUCAGGUUUUGGAUGGUUUGGAUGGUUUCGUUCAAGACCAGCUAAAGAUACGGCAGCUACAGAAGAAGAAACCCCUAAAACCACAGAUUCUACAAUUCAGGAGGAUCCCAGCACAACUAGAGAAAUGCCUUCUCUUCCUCCUCCACCUCUAUCAACCAGUCACUUGCCUCCUCCACCCAAUAUCCCAACGUCACACACCCAAACCAACCCAUUUUCCAGAAGCUCAGGAAUAAAGAAAAUUGAAGAACAGCAGAAUAUAAAAAGCAACCUAGAAUUUCCUGGAUCCCAGAGUCAUCCUGAGAAUGUGGUAACACCUCCAGAUCGUAAUGCAGGAAAUAUUCCAUUAUAUAACCCAUCACAGUUUUACUCAGGCACUGGCCAAAUCAUGAACAAACCCAGCCAACCAUUCCGACGGCGCUAUCCAAUACAGCCUUCAUAAACAACUACCUGCAAUAAUUAGAGAAGAAAGCAACUAUGGUGAUGAAUCUACAGUACAAAAUGUUUGGUUUUCUACCUUUAUGUUAUGUUUGAUGCAUGCUGUUUGCAUCAUAUUCCCAUCUUGUUCAGAACCUUAAAUGGACAUUUAAGCACCAUUAAAGUUUUAGAUUGGAUGCUCUGAUUUGUUUGAGCAUGAAGUUUUAACUCUAUUGACCCUGCAAUGCUAUAUGCUUAGCCCCAGUUAAAGUACCGUUUAGGAGCAACAGAGCAGCUAAUCCCAAGAGGAAACUGCCAUUAAGCCAAUCAGCAGCGCUAGUAGCACAGCUGGGUUGUGAAACUACCUAAGCUGAUUGGGUCCUAAACACCCAUAGGACUAGAUUACAAGUGGAUCGGUAGUUUGUGCUCUAAUUUGUGCGUUAACUCCGCUUGAAGUUUGGCUUUUCGCACGCGUCAGGUAGCGCACGUAUUACAAGUUGAAAAUAAAAAGUUUUCGCUCACUCGCUAAUCCAACGUGCGUGAAAAGCCCGAACUUCGAAUCUCACAACCACGUUAACAUAUUCCCCCAUAAACUUCAAUGAAGCAUGAAAAUUUUGGAGGAAAAACUAACACCCUUGCACGUGAGUAAACGCGAUCGCAUUUUCUCAAGUGCGCUAAACCCACAUGAAAUAUUUCCAUUGCCAAUGUUCUUCACAUAGAAGAAUAUGUUCUAUUUAUUCAUAAAUACAUA